Messenger RNA from Heterotrigona itama, 3823 nucleotides. Lineage: Eukaryota; Metazoa; Arthropoda; Insecta; Hymenoptera; Apidae. The record is from the annotation of a GenBank genome assembly.
GUGAACUCGGAGCGGUCGUCGAUCGAGGUACGGCUCGUCACUGUGCUGUAUAUAUGUAUAUGUAUAUACACACACGCGGUCGUUUCAUUCAGCAGGAGAAUUCCGGUUUCGAGGCCUCGUUUCUAUUCGACGCGUUCGAUUUCUACCGAAAGGACUGUUAUUCGCGAACUAGCCCAGCGUGACUCGAACCAGUCGAAACGCAUAUUCGUUUACUCGCGACGAUACGUUUAAAAGUUAGAAUUCCCGGCCUUUGCCAGUCGUGAAACGUGUAGAAAACUUGUUGGAAAAUACAUCAUCGUUCGAAUUGUUUGAAAUGUAUAAAAUCAAGCGGUAAAUCAUACGUGGUAAAUCAAAUGAUACUGAACGCGAAUGUCUCCGCCUGAUUGAAAUUCGCGAAGGUUAUGGAAAGCGGGUCAUAAGCUUGUGCAAAAAACCAAACAUCCAAUCGUAUGGAAUCAUUGGAACUGUGUUAAGAAAAAUUGUUGUACUGUCGUAUCAGUAAACGCAAUCGUUCGUUUAAAUAUUAAAGUCGUACAAAUUACACGACGUGCACACAAAAUGAAGGCAAACUUACGAACGGCAGGUGAGGGAUUGCGCAACACUUUCUAAGUUUCAUUUACAGGCGCGUGCCAGUGGCAUCAAUUACGUAUAAUUUAACAAAAUUUUUCUCUAUUUUUAACGAGCUCUUCUCAAGUCUGAGUUGGUGAUAUGAAUCAACAAUCUUUCGUUGCGCAAACGGGAAAGGAAGAGAAAAGAAAGCGAUAAGCAUUAUAAGUAGUAAUGGGAUCUGAGACAUUUCGAAUCGAUUGGAGCUUGUAUUUCUUUUUACGAAAAAUUCAAAUUACUUCGAACAUGAUUCGAAACAAAUUUUGAAAGUCUUGCGAGUUGCGACAGAGUUUGAUAGCGUGAUGAGCAUUCAGUAUCUUAGAAAGUAAUAUAAAAUUGUGAAAUGUAAAAUUAUGAAAUUAGAGAAAAUCCAAGGAAAUUUCAAGUUAUCGAAUAUUCAUCAUUCACUAGGCUAAGAAUUUUUUAAUUUCUUACGAAUGCAUAAAAGUCACAGUCUAUUUAUCGCGCACAACUAAGAUUUUCAAACCUUUAGAAACUUUCGAGGCAAUCAAGAUUUCGGAAGCUUCCGAAACGAUCGAACGUUCAAGAAUUUUAAUUUUAAUUUUCGAUUAUCAUGUUCAAAGUGAGUCGAACUUUUCUCUAUAUAUACAGAUUCGAAGCAGUUCGAAGCAUUUCAAAUUCUAUCACUACUCCUACGUCUUUCGAAAUUGGCGCGUUAAUCAUGAAGUCACGUGACAAGCAAUGAUUAACAUUGAGGAUCCAUCAUGUCGAUUGCGUUCGAUAGAAAUCGUCAAAGGUUUCUACGACCUUUUGCAGAAUAAAAGCUAAAACCAAUGAAACUCCAAUGAAAUAUCACAGCAUAUAUAAUUAAUAUAGCAUGUUAAAUAUCGAAAAUGUAUUGAAGUGUCGGAUAUGUGCGUGAAAUUAUUAAACGUCCGAUUUGUGGAACGUGUGUUAUUACGAAAGGAGACACUGGAAAUGUGCAGCAAGCGAUAUGUAUAAGCAAGCGCGAAGCUGCUGAGGCUAUUAUUCAUUUAAAGGAUAUGUUGGAUGGAUAAUGGACAUGGUGAGAGGGAAGCCGAGACGUCGAAGUGUGAGCGAAUUGCUCGAUUGGAGGUGCGUUGUUAGGAAUAAAGGGGACGUCAAUACCGACGACACGUGCACGAACGUGCCCUUCCUCGAGGACUAUGACAAGGACCCAGAAAUACGUCGCCGGAAACGUUCCGGUACUUGGCCGACCAUUCAAGAUCCAGCCUCACAGAGGUUGACGUGGUACAAGCCACCACUCACUGUUCUAGUCAUCAAGAAGGUCCGCGAUAAUUCGGUUUUACCACCGUUUGUACAAUUAGUUACAUGGCUGAUAGAAGAAAAACGGAUGGUAGUGUUCGUCGAGGCGUCUGUCUUGGAAGAUCCAGCCCUAGCCAGAGACCUCAGAUUUCAGGAGGUUCGGGAUAGGCUGCAAACUUUUAAAGAUGGCACAGACGAACUACAGGAUCGCAUAGACUUCAUUGUUUGCUUGGGAGGCGAUGGAACUCUUUUAUAUGCCAGUUUAUUGUUCCAACAAUCUGUGCCACCAGUAAUGGCGUUUCACCUUGGUUCCUUAGGGUUUCUCACACCCUUUGAGUUUGACAACUUCCAAGAACAAGUGACAAACGUAUUAGAAGGUCACGCGGCCUUGACCCUGAGGAGCAGACUGAGAUGUAUCAUCAUGAGGAAGGGAGAGGAAAAUAAGGAGGCGAAACCACCGACGAAUUUGCUGGUACUGAACGAGGUCGUGGUGGAUCGAGGUCCGUCUCCGUAUCUUUCGAAUAUCGACCUCUUCAUCGAUGGCAAACAUGUGACCAGCGUGCAGGGUGACGGCCUGAUCGUGAGCACGCCAACCGGGUCGACCGCAUACGCUGUCGCGGCUGGAGCCAGCAUGAUUCAUCCUUCGGUACCUGCGAUCAUGAUCACGCCAAUUUGCCCUCACUCUUUGUCCUUCAGACCAAUUGUCGUGCCCGCCGGUGUCGAGCUGAAGUCUAAGAGUAACCACGUCCAUCUAUCCAGUGCCCAGUAUUUGCGCUGUCGACCAAAUAACAGACUGGUUCGACUCAUUAGCAGAGUGCCUGCACUGGAAUGUUCGUAAGAAGCAGAAACACCUAGACGAACUAAGUGAUUUAACUCAUUCAUCCAGCAACGAUACCUUGGACUCUCUGGAUCGUGAUAGCUAGGCAAGAAGAAAGAAUUGCAAUAGACAAUUGUUCCUAGAUCAGGUCUUGAAGCAUCAUCAUGUUCAGUGUUUUUAUUCGUAAGAUCUGGUCUCGGAGAAUUUCAAUGACUCAAUGCGCGAUUCAUAAAAGGGACAAGCCUAAUCUGUGUUCGUUUGGUUGUAAGGAUAGAAGAGAAUGAAAUCGUCUAAUAAGUCGUUGAUAGAACUGAAAAAUCAUCACGUAUCCUCUGGAUAUCCACCGUCAACGAUAUGAUAUAGCGGAACUAGAAUUCUCGAAAGAACCUAAUAGUAUUUCGAUACGUGCUCAAAAAUAGUCGAGUAGCCGUGUUGCAGAAACUGCAAAUUUUUCAAGUUGAAGAAGAUCGUAAAAGAGUUUGCGCGUAAUCAGUGAGUCAGAAAGUGUUUCCUAUGUUUUCCAAUGCAUAAUUCUACACUACAGAAUGAUGUUUCAUUCUGAUUCAUUCUUCAAAAUGGAUCUUUAUUCCUGUCAUUUCUCUUUUUUAUUCUUUUCUCUUCUUGCUUUUUAUUGGGUUUUAUUAAAAAUGUGAGAAAUACUAAUGAUACAUUGUUGAAAGACAACUAGCAUCGACGCAAUUGCAUAGAAGAAGCAGAGUGAAUUAUCAAUGCAUUCUUAUGAAUGCGCAGGACAAAGAAAGAGAAGUGAAUUAUGAAAAAGAUACUUUGCAUCAUACACUCAUAUUUAUUUAUUAUUCGCUCCUACUCUGAUUGAUAAGUUAUGCGGAUUCAUAUUGUCAGAUUUCAUUGAUUGGACAGCAUAAAGAGCACACAGAAUGAAAAUCAACUAAACAAAAUGUUGUGGACAAUAUUUUUUGUUUUGCUUUCUGACAACGAAUACAAUCUAGUUAAGGAUUAUUCUUUUGUAAAUGUUGAAUGUACUUUUCCUAUAAAUGAACAUUUUUAAUAAAGAAGCAUUUUUGUACAGAAUAUAAAGACCAUGUUAAUUAUAAUUGAUAUAACAACCAAAAAUGCUUGUUUAAAAAUCAUCAAACGUACAAAUCCUAGAGAGACUUAUUAAUUUACUAUGUU